AUGUCACGGUGGAUAGUCGUUGUAUCGGGCCCACAAAUGCUGGACGACAUUCGACGAGCAACCGAUGAUCAGCUGUCGUUUCGCGAGGCUAUUGCGGAAGUUGUGCAAACGGAUUACAUGAUAGGCCCCCAAAUACGUCGAGAUCCUUACCAUGUAAACUCCGUCAGAAUGCAGCUUACGAGGAACCUGGGGGUACGAUUUGAUGAUAUUAAAGAUGAAAUUUUUGCUGCCUUCAAGGACCUUAUUUCAACUGCAGAUCAUGGUCGGGAUCCUGACUUCAAAGAGUUGACCGAGCAAUUCACAAUGCAUGUUAUACUGGGAGGGCAAAUACUCAAUCUGUUUCCCAUGAUGCUGAAGCCCAUUAUAGGAAGAUUUUUGACCAGGGUGCCUAGCAACAUCAAGCGCAUGGUACACCACACAGGUCCAUUGGUACAAGCCCAACUGGAUCAGGAAAAAUCUACGGAGGGUAAUUCUGAAGCGCCGACGAAGAAUAAUCUGAUUAGCUGGCUUCUCGAAGAGGCAAAAGGGGAGCAAAGGACUGUACAGGACAUUGCUCUUCGCUUGUUGACCAUAAACUUUGCGUCAAUUCAUACCACUUCCAUGGCAUUGACAAACAUUCUCUAUGAUCUUGCUACGUACCCUGAAUACGUGGAACCUAUGAGGGAGGAAGUUGAGAGAAUUAUCGAGUCAGAGGGCUGGACCAAGUCAUCCAUGGGAAAAAUGAGAAAGCUCGAUAGCUUUGUGAAAGAGUCGCAGAGACUUGCAAUUGGGUCACAAUCAAUAAGGCGAAAGACUCUGAAGGACUUCACAUUUUCAAAUGGUCUGACUGUACCGGCCGAUACUCAUAUAGUUGUUGCCACACGUCCAACGCACCUUGAUGAGGGAAACUAUGAAGAUCCUGACAAGUUCAAUGGUUUUAGAUUCGCUCAUAUCAGGGAGGCAGAAGGGGAAGGGGUCAAGCAUCAAAUGGUCUAUCUAAGUCCAGACUAUGUUUUAUUUGGAACUGGGCGUCAUGCAUGCCCGGGACGGUUCUUUGCUGUUAACGAGCUGAAAGCUAUGCUUGCGUUUGUGCUACAGAACUACGACGUGAAACUCUCGGAAUCGGAGCGUCCUAAGGAGCAAUGGCUCCAGGGUCAAUGUUCACCUAAUAAAACAGCCAAACUGCUGUUUAGGAAAAGAGUGUUGUGA
Messenger RNA from Psilocybe cubensis, 1188 nucleotides. RefSeq lists its product as uncharacterized. Gene Ontology annotation, molecular function: iron ion binding; monooxygenase activity; heme binding. The transcript has 9 exons. The record is from RefSeq and is a predicted model, not a curated record. NCBI's taxonomy places the organism in Eukaryota, Fungi, Basidiomycota, Agaricomycetes, Agaricales, Agrocybaceae. The coding region runs from base 1 to 1188 and encodes 395 amino acids.